GCGGCCGCCGCGCCGCCAUGUGCCCGGGGGGGGGGGGGGAACGGGGCAAACCCCCCCCCCGAGUCCCGGUACCCCCGGGGGCUGCCGCAGCGGGGGCCCGGGGCCCCGCUCGGGACACGGGGCCGGGCUCCCUCCAGCGGCCGCCCGAGGCCGGGGAAGGGGGGGGGGGGGGAACGGGCCGGGGGGGGGGGUUGUUGCGCAAGGGCCGGGGCGCGGUGCCUAUACAUGGGCAGGCGGUGGGGCAUGACGCGGCAGCGCCGCGGCGGCUGGUUGAGGUCACCGUGACGUCAAAGGCGCUCCGGGCUGUCAGCUGGAAUCGGGCGAGCCGCGCUGACGAGGCAGCCGGCCUUAAAGGGGUCCCCGCGGCGGGCGGCGGCUGUGGACCCCACCGGCAGCAGGUGCUGCGCCACUGCCUCGCUCCUGGCUAACCAGCACCAGUUCUUCAGUGGCAAGCUUUAUGUCCUUCUCUAGUAGCUAAAGCUGCCAGUUGAAGAACUGUUGAAUGUAGCCACUCUCGUCUCAUCACCGGGACCCUGGCUGUCAGCUGGACCUGUGCCCCGAGCGACUGGGAUGAGCCGGUCCGCAGCGUCCUGUGGAUUUGAGGGCUGAGGAUGAGCCCGACCGGGAUGAAGAAGUCUCCUCGCAGCCUCCAGACGGAGCCUUGGCUGGGGGAUUGCCGGGCAGCCCUGCCAGCGGGGCUGUCAAGUGGAGUCCCCCACACCGGUGGGGUGGCACUGAGCUGAGAGAUGACUAGAGAAGACCAAAAGAGGCAUUAAACUUUCUGUUUUGCUCGA
Aquila chrysaetos chrysaetos is the source of this 794-nucleotide messenger RNA. Its product is annotated as formin-like protein 20. The transcript has 2 exons. NCBI's taxonomy places the organism in Eukaryota, Metazoa, Chordata, Aves, Accipitriformes, Accipitridae. The coding region runs from base 18 to 428 and encodes 136 amino acids. The record is from RefSeq and is a predicted model, not a curated record.